AUGGUGGGGAAGGGAAGCAUCGCCGCACCAGCCUGGAAGGCGUUAUUGGCAGCCUCUACCACUUCUAUUGAAAAGUCACUCGAUGACCGAGCGUCGCUUAUCAAGCCUUUGAUAUCCCAGAUCCAAGCCAUUUUGGACGAGAACAGCGGCCAGCCGGCGGGAUCUCAGAAGCUGUAUACUGCGCUGGCAAUUGGCACACUAAAUACAGCCAUAGCCGGACUCGACAGGGACAGUCCCAAUUCUUAUUGGCAGCUGUUGGCCAUAAACGAUGUGAUUGUGGGAAGCGAUCGCCGCCUGGCGCACACCCUUGUGGAGCAUCAGUUUCUUAACUCGCUCUGGCGUCUUCACGACAAGGUCGGCAACAUGUCGCACCGGCUAGCACAGGCCGUGGUGAUGAUUUUUUGUUCCGUCACUCUGUCCGCCGAGGGCGCGGCGGGCAGCAUGGAGACUAUCGCCGCUAAGCCUGAGCUUCUGGAGCUGCUCAUGGCGCAACUCACCUUUCUGGCCGUCGCAACGGACGUGCUGCUAUCACCCACGGGACUGGGGACUGCACAACGUUGCCUCCAGACCUGCUGGGAGCUCACCCGCGCAGCCACCCCCAAAUGCCGGGAAUUUCGGGAGAAGCUGCAGCAGGCGCACAUGGCCGGCCGGGCGCUGCAAAUGGCCGCCGCCGCCACCGUCGGACGCAGCGACGCCGACGGCGGCACUGACGUCAACGCCACGGCAGCAACAGCGGCCAUCAGCCGCGUUGCAGUGCUGGAAUCCCGGGGCGGCGGCGACGGCACAGAUCCAGCCACCACGAGUACCGAUGCUUCCGCAGGCCCCGGCGCCAUGUACGACAAUCUGUACGAGGACCGACUAUCCCUGGCAGCGCAGGCUUGCAGCUUUGCCGCCAACCUUGCAGGACUGGGCACUCGGGGUAUCGAGCUGUCGGCUGUGGGCUUGGCGCCGCAGCGCGCAUGGCUACUGAAGCCCGGCACGCUGUCGGCGCUGCGGGAGCCCCUACAGGGCCUCGUGGAUGGGUUGGCAGAGCUCAGACGGCGCAUGGAGGUGCAGGGCCCGGAAGCGACGGACCGCUCUGACACUGACGACCUGCGGCCCGGGCCCGUGCCUCGGAAAAGGCUGCUGAGCCAGGUGGAGGGUGCCAUACGCAACUUGCUCGUCCUGUUGGGCCUACCCACCAUUGUGAUGGGGAGGGGAGAGGAGGACGUGGUGGAGUCGUGCGGGUUCGUCAUCCGGCAUAGCUUUGGGCUCUUUACGGAGGGCUAUGUGGACACCAUGCGGGCAUUACGGGCCGCAGUGGCCGAGCCCUUCCCGCCGGGGGCGGCCACAGCCCCGGGAGGGGCUCAGAGCUUCACCGCACGCUAUCCAGGCGACUACGGGCAGUUCUUUCGGGCGUUCGCGGGCCAUAUUGAGACGGUGGCUCCCGCGCUGGGGGUGCAGCUUGAGGACUGGGGCGUACGGUUCACGGGCGAGCAGGCGGCACGGGACCUGCCGGGCAUGAAGGUGGGCGAGGGCGUGGACGCGCGCAUCGCUCAGUCGUGGUUGAAGGACCAGAUCCAGCAGAUUAUCAAUUGGGGGCACUCCAUGAUGAUCAUUGUGCGCAUGGCUGAUCAGACGAAGAUGGAGGCAUUUCAGCAGCAACAGCAGCAACAGCAGCAGCAGCAGGGCUCAUCUGGUGGCCUGGACCCAUCGCUGCCGAAGCCGGCGGCACCGCGGCCCUACGGGGCAUCUGCGGCAAGUGGUGUCGUCGCAGGCAAGGCAGGUGCGGGCCCGCCGGCGGCGGCGCCGUGGUGCGCCAGCUGCGGUACUGCACCGCAGUCGGGCGGUACGUCGUUGCUUUGGUGCAGUCGGUGCCGUACAGUACGGUACUGCUCCCGGGCGUGCCAGGUGGGCCAUUGGUCACAGCACAAGGCCACAUGCCAGGCCACGGCGGCGGCGCCAGCAACGGCAGCUGCGGCGCCUGCCGCGGUGGCGGAGGGCUCGACGUCAGAAGUGGCGCAUCAGGAGAUGCAGGGCGCUUGGGGACCGGUAGCGGUAGCGGUAGCGGCUCCUGCUGCUGUAGAGGAACCCGCGGCGACAGCGGCGACGGCGGAGGCGGAUUUGGAGACGGGGACAGCGGAGGCGAGUGAGAUGAGGCUGCCUGGGGCUGCUGUGCAGGGCGCGGGCGAGGACGCGGGCGCUGGAGGUGUCGACGCGCGGUGCACGGCCGCCGCGACGACCGGGGACGAUGUAGGGGAUAUCGCUGCGGCUGGCUCACUACCACUGGAGGAUGCGGAAGCAGCUGUGAGCAAUGCGGAGGGUGAGGGGGACAAGAAGGGGGAGGGGGAUCCGGGGGGUCGCAACGAGGCUCCUGAGGCGCCGUGA
Molecule: messenger RNA, 2367 nt
Organism: Volvox carteri f. nagariensis
Lineage: Eukaryota; Viridiplantae; Chlorophyta; Chlorophyceae; Chlamydomonadales; Volvocaceae
Exons: 5
Coding region: 1-2367 (788 amino acids)
Source: RefSeq, a predicted model, not a curated record